Messenger RNA from Ficedula albicollis (Collared flycatcher), 2962 nucleotides. RefSeq names its product SH3-domain binding protein 5 (gene SH3BP5). Bases 36 to 1448 code for a protein of 470 amino acids. Lineage: Eukaryota; Metazoa; Chordata; Aves; Passeriformes; Muscicapidae. Gene Ontology annotation, cellular component: cytoplasm. Gene Ontology annotation, molecular function: protein kinase inhibitor activity. The record is from RefSeq and is a predicted model, not a curated record. Gene Ontology annotation, biological process: negative regulation of protein tyrosine kinase activity; intracellular signal transduction. The transcript has 11 exons.
CGGGAUCCGCAGCGGGAUCCGCAGCGGGAUCCGCCAUGGAGUCGGGCGCACGGCGCGGCCGCCCCGCCGAGGAGCCACCGCGGCCCGAGGACGAGGAGGUGGAUCCCCGCAUCCAGGGGGAGCUAGAAAAGCUGAAUCAAUCCACAGAUGAUAUCAAUCGCAGAGAGACGGAGCUGGAGGAUGCACGCCAGAAGUUCCGCUCUGUGCUGGUUGAGGCAACAGUAAAACUGGAUGAACUGGUGAAGAAGAUUGGAAAAGCUGUAGAAGACUCUAAACCUUACUGGGAAGCUCGGAGGGUGGCCAGGCAGGCACAGCUUGAGGCUCAGAGGGCGACUCAGGACUUUCAGAGGGCCACGGAGGUGCUGCGUGCUGCCAAGGAGACCAUUUCAUUGGCGGAGCAGAGGCUGCUGGAAGAUGACAAGCGUCAGUUUGACUCUGCCUGGCAGGAGAUGCUCAACCACGCUACUCAGAGGGUCAUGGAGGCAGAACAGACCAAAACGAGAAGUGAGUUGGUUCACAAAGAGACUGCAGCCAAAUACAAUGCUGCCAUGGGAAGGAUGAAACAGCUGGAGAAGAAGCUGAAAAGAGCCAUCAAUAAAUCAAAACCUUAUUUUGAGCUCAAGGCGAAGUACUAUGUCCAACUAGAGCAACUGAAGAAAACAGUGGAUGACCUGCAGGCCAAACUGGCCCUGGCAAAGGGAGAGUAUAAGACUGCCUUGAAAAAUCUGGAGAUGAUCUCAGAUGAGAUUCAUGAGAGGAGAAGGUCCACUGCCAUGGGGCCCCGAGGAUGUGGCGUGGGUGCCGAGGGGAGCAACACAUCUGUGGAGGACCUGUCAGCGAGUAAAGCAGAGUCAGACACCGUCUCCAUGGCUUCAGAAGUGUUUGAGGAUGAUAAUGGCAGCAGCUUUGUGUCCGAAGAAGAUUCAGAAACUCAGUCAGUGUCCAGCUUCAGCUCUGGUCCUACGAGUCCCUGUGAGGUGCCCACUCAGUUUCCUCCUGCGACACGACCUGGAAGCCUGGAUCUGCCCAGCCCUGUCUCCCUCUCUGAGUUUGGGAUGAUCUUCCCUGUCCUGGGGCCCCGGAGUGAAUGCAGUGGGGCCUCCUCCCCUGAGUGUGAAGCUGAAAGAGUUCCAACUGGAAAUCCAAACUUCCCACACUUGGGUGCAAGAAUUAAUUUUGUGCACUGCCUUGUGUAUGUCCUGAUUGGGUUGAGCUCCCAGCUGGGUAAAACCAUUGAUCUGGAACUGUGUGAGGGUCUGGAACUCACUCUGCCCUUCCUUUUCUACCACCCUGCUGCAAGAGUUGCUGAAAGGUCAUGGUGCAGCCCUGGACUUGGCAGCUUGCGCCCAUGCUGUUGCCUCUGUUGCUUUAUGGCAAUAAUCAUCAGAAACUUCCCUGCAAAAGAAGGUGAAGCAUGGCUUCUGCAGCCAAAUAAUCUGCAGAAUUGAGGCGUGGCUUCUCCUGUGGCACCCACGUGCAGGUUUCAGGUUCUACCUUUGUGCCUUGACCAAUUAUUCCAGGUCAGGGACAUCAACUGAGGAUACAAAAGCUACUUUCACCCCAAGAAACAAAAUCAGAAACACCCUCUGUAAGCAACUAAUUUCAUUGGCAAAUAAAUAACACUCCGGUGUUCCUGGUUGGAAAAGACUUUUAAAGAUUUAUAAAGAUUAGUAGUGAAGGUAGAACACCAGCACACUCAUCUAGGAAUCAGCCACAGAAGAGAAGUAAUGGCUGCUCUAUGCGUACUUCAAGGGUAAGGAAGAAACAAAUCUCUCCCCCUGAAUAUACUGAGGAGAAAGACAUGAGUAAAGCUUCAAGAUAGCAGAGUUCCUUAAAUCUCCUUUCAUCCUGGGAAGACGAAGGUACUUCUGGGUCACCCUAAGGGACAGACUUUACCAUCAUGUCAACAAAAGAAUAUUCUAGUCAAGAUUAAAAGAAACUUCAGCAGUAUCUUGCACCUAAUGAAAUACCCAAUAAAUGCAGUUGUCAAUAUGAGAUAUUUUCAGACUAACUUCAGUAAUAUUUGCAUGCACUGACACAACAGAAGGAGGAACACAGCAGAGGAAAAGGAACAUGCUGCAAUAGUAAAUGUAUUGUAAUAGACUGAAAAUGUUCUGCCCCAACUGCUCAAGUGGAAGAACUAGAGCAGCUCUACUAACUCUUGAUCUGGUUACACUGUACCACCAAGGGUUUUAGCCUAGGUAAAGCCUGUUAACACAAUUCAGAGAAAAGGAUUUACUCAAGCAUGUAGCAACAGUAAUAUAACACCCUCAACAACCCACAAAUAUUUUUACUUUAUAACAUUGAAAAGAGGAGAAAAAGAAAAACAGACUUGGUGGAGUUACAGUAUGAUGGUGAGCUCUUCUUGUAAUGAGUUAGUUAAGGCAACUGGACUUAAGGGAGAAAAGCAGUACCUGUAAUUAUGUUCUUCAUUGUUUAUGUAAUGGCCAAUUCAUCCUUAUUAAUUUCAGAAUUCACUCAUAAAAGUUUUAGAGUUGAACACUUGAGUAAUCAAGUAGUAUUUUUAAUAGUUUUGGCAUCAGUAGACUGUUAUGUCUUCAGAAAAGGUUACAUACAAAUUUCCCUUAAUUGAUUUCCUUUAAUGUAGUCAGAAAUUAAUACAGCUGACACAUUAGCAUGCCAUCUUCAUUUUUAACAUGACUUUAAUUUCUGUUUUUGCAGUAUUUCCUCCAGGGCAAAAAUCAACAUGAAAAAUAUUCCAGAAUAUUUCUAGAUUUUAGUAUAAUCCAGUCCAGAAAAAAACCACAUACAUGACAAGUCCCCAUAAAUUUACAGUGUUGUAUAGCAACAUAAGAAAGACUGGAAGAAACACUAAAAAAAAUAAACACAGUGAAGCAAAAAAAAAUUUAAAAGGUCGUUUUAACGAAUACAGGUACUCCAUUUUCAAGUCAGCCUUUAAUGGUCAGUCAUUUGUGAAAGUGGAAGAAUUUCUUACCAUCAC